CACCAAGUGCUGCACUGCAGAUUCACAGUUUUUCAUGCAUUCAUACAGUUCAAGGAGGUUUUCACUGCUCAUUUCAAGGUGGAAGCAGAGUGGGAAUUUCAAUCAAAACUUCAUUAACCUCCAGAGUGUAUGGAGGAAGGAAAAAUGUCUAAUUUCAUGGUGUCCACCUGGAGCGGAGGAGGUCUGCCGCCCAGAUCCUGGUACAUCCCGUGUCACGAUCCGUUUAGCUUGAAGGAGUAUUGUACCACCACUGUAAUGGAACUAUGUGCCAUAACAAAAUGGACGCGAGAACAGAUGAACCCCUACCGUCAUAUAGUUGUGUAGUAACAUUUAAUUCACUGGUCAGCAGCAUAUUAAAACACAAAAGUCUGUGGUUCAUUUAGUGGAUCUCUGAAUGAGAGUCAUCAUUCAACUGGAGGUCAGUCAGCAAUCCAAAUGAGAUUUACUCAACAUUUAAUGAUCGUUGGUUGUCCCUGUUUUCUCUCCAGUCUUAUUCUGAUUUUGUUAAAUGCUGAAUUAGUUGCUGUCUUCACUAAACUAAUCUGCAGAAGACAGCCUGGAUCCUCUGUUUGUUUUUUCUUUUUCUGAAGAAAUAGUUCAACAUUUUGGGAAAUAUUCUGGUUGUUUGUCUCACCAGAACUUAGAGGAGAAGAGUAAUAUUGGUCUUUCUGUCUGUGGGAUCUGAAGCUGACAUGGCACAAAGCCAUGUAAUUGUAACACAAUUAUCAUUUCAGCACCUCCAAAGUUCCCCAAUUUACACGGUAUGGCUUGUUUACUGACACCCAAAAUGUGAAAAUGACUUUUUUCUUGGGUAUGCAGUAUUGUACUGAGCAAGGCUAACAGUUUUCAGUUUUCGCAGUCUGUAUGUUAAGCUAAGCUAACACUAGCUUCACAUUUAGGCUUAUGGCACAAAUAUGAGGGUGUAUUUCCCAAAAUGUCAACACUCAAAGUCAAUGCCCAGAUUGAUUGUCAAAAGAGACAUAAGUUCACAGUGUAGUAAUAUAUUCCAGCCGGGACACAGACCCCAUAGGAAUAGGAUGGAUGGACAGUGUUGAGUAUGGUAUCAAUUUGGACAAUCGAAAUAGUUUUUGCGGUGAAAUGAUAUGUUGGGGGGGGGGGCAGUAAAGCAACACACAGGCAUGCCAAUAACCAUAAAAAUCCACAGAAGAAGAAGAAGAAUGAGGCUGUGCUCUGAGGUUCUAAAGUUCAAAGGUUGUCUGCCUGUUUCCGUUGUUAUAUGCUGAUAUUUCAAAACAACUUGGUAUUUUGCUUUGGCUGGUGAGACGUCACGUGAGGAUCAUCAGACACUAAAAUGUCCUCCACAGCUACAGAGCUCUCUGUCCCGGUGCCCUGGGGACAGAUCAGAGGUAAAGCCUGGGGUCCUGACCACGGGCGUCCUGUGCUGUGCCUGCACGGCUGGGCUGACAACUGUGGUACCUUCAACACACUCAUUCCCCGUCUACCCAAAGACGGCAGGUAUGUAGCGGUGGACAUGCCAGGUCACGGUCUGUCCUCCCAUCGUCCUCCCGGAGUUUUCUACUCUUUUCCCGCGUACGUGGCGGAUGUUCGCAGAAUUGUUGACAGUGGGAACAUCGCUGCAUUGUUCAGCGCACUCUAUCCUGACAUGGUGGAUGCUGUCGUACUGCUGGACACUUUGGGAUUUAUUCCGACAGAUCUGACAGAAAUACCCAAAGUGAUGAGACAGGGGAUGGAUGAGAUGCUACAGUAUGAAAAAAAGACAGAAGAGAAGAGAAGAGUUUACACUUAUGAGAAGGCAGCGGAGAGGAUUUGCAUUCUCCAGAGACCUAAAAACAUAGCGCGCAUGAGUUUCGAGCAGAGUCUGGAGAUGCAGGCGAGGAUUCAAGCCCCUCUGCUAGCUGUUCUGGCGGACGAAGGUUUCUGUGUGACGUUUCCGGACUUGAGCCAACAGAGGGUUGCUUCGAGACUUCUCCAGGGCUAUCAUGACCGGAGCAAGGGACAGGUAUGACAACAAGGAGUAGUGUUGUGAACCCUGACAGAGAUCGGAGAAUGUUACCAACAAACAAGGUUACAGAAGAGUUCAAACACACAACCAGAUUGUUCCUUUUCUUUGAAAAAAAAUAAAUCAAUAUCAAAACUGAGCACAGAGGAAAAUACACAGAUGUUUUGUUCAGUACACAAAAGACCUUUUUCACAUCGGACGUUUUAGCUUUUCAAAGCAGUGAAAGCACAGAUGUCCUGGUUUCAGGCUCCUAUUUUUCUCUGUGCUUUCUCAGUGUCAUGACUCACUUGGUGAAACUGAGCCUUUGUUGACAUUAAAUUUGUUACACCUUUGCUUUUCCUGCUGUGACAAGUCACAAAAGGGGACUGUGGUUCCUCAGUAUCAUGCUGGGCAGAUGUACCAAAUGGCUCCUCAGACCUGAAAACCUCACAGGGAACUUUAAACAUCCUUUCACAAAGUAGUAUACAGAUUCUACAAGUAAACAUGUGUUUACAUAUGUUAAAGUGAGUCAUACAGUAUGGGCAAAUGUAAAACGACAACAACAAAACAGCUAUGCAAUGAACAAGAGCAGUGUCCCUGUGGUACACCACCAUGAAAACACAGACAGAGAUAUUGCUUUUUUUUAUUCCACACAUACGUCUUCCUUUUCAAAACCUGUGGCUUACAUUACCCACAGUGACGUCGGUUAAGACAAGUUCAUGGAUUACAUUUCCUCUGGAGCCACACAAGGCUUUAUACUACCUUUUCAUAUAUGCACACUUUAUUGUAUAAAAAUGGUGGAGUUACCCUUUAAUUCAAUCAAGCCUCAUUCAGUGUGAAACACGAUAGCCCCGUAUCACUCAGAAACAAAAUUCUGGGCCAAGACCCAACCUCCAUCCAAGUUUUGAGAAACGAAGACUCAGCGUGAGAGAAAAGAUCUUUCUUUUGAAAAAGUCAGAGCUGCACAAAGUAAUGUAAAAUGAGAAAAUCAAAUGUUCACCAUCACUUCUCUCUCUGCCUCAGCACACAGUGGUGACUGUGCCGGGCGAUCAUCAUGUCCAUCUGAGCAAUCCUGAAGUUGUCGCUCCUCUUGUUUCUCAGUUCCUGCAGACCGAUGUGAUCCCACAGCAGCUGCCAGCAUAGUGAACACACACGCACACACACACACACAUGCACGCACGCACGCACACACACAUACACACACACACACUCCAAGAAGACACAUACUCAUUGUGAAAUUUCGCACUUUAAGUGCACUGUUCUCAAACAAUACUUAACAUAUCACUUUUUGUUUUUUCAGUCCUCAUGUGUCACGAUUUGAACAAAACUGUGAGGUUUCUUCUGUGACGCAUCACCUAUAAUCAUAUCGAAUCAUGUAAAUGUUGUUUGUGCUUUGUUCAGUGUUUUUGUCAUCACUUCACAAUAUUGAUUUCAGGCCUUUAUGAUGCAGCAACUUCCAUCUUGUCUUCCCAAAGCUGUUUCUCGCUAAAUGCAGACAACGCGGUGGCAUAGGGACCCCAUGAAGAAAUAAAAGUGUGAUGUGAACAGACUGCAGAACUGACCUGACUACUUAUUGUGCUGGCUCAGCACUUGGGUGACCAGACAGAAACAUUUGGAACAAUCACCAAUCAUCAGUUAUGAGCAGUCAUCCCCAAUCCUGAAUCCUGCCCUGUUUGUCCAGAAGAUUAGUAAUAAUGGAGAAUAAUUAACAUUACGACACCCGAAUUAGCUUUUUAAACACAGAUACUAAACCCGCGAAUAAUCAGCGAUGAUCUCCUUUUAUGUUGCCAGUGAAGUUUGCCUUUCGUUUUUCCACUUCUGUCUUCCAUUACUCAUCACAAAUGCGCUGGAAAUACAGUGAAUCAAACACCUCAUUAGACUACACCUAGAAAACUUUAAACUUGUUUUACAAAGUCUUAAUCAAUAAUAUUCAUAAUUAGAUGGGGGGUUUUUUUUCAGGGCUGGUAACAGAAUGGUUAUUCUUUUGAAAUCUUUAACUUCAGUCUCUCUUUCAAAAUCAGCGCUGGCUGAACAAUGUUCGAGCGCUGCUUGACGGAGACAGAUGGAAAAAUAUUAACAAGCCAACAGCCUUAACUUCAACACACAUCAUAGCAUCGCGCCUUAAAAAGGAGAGUAAGUAAGCAUGUUCACCCAGCUGUGACAUUCACAUUACAGCUGAGCCGAGCCAGAGGCGAUAAAUACCUGUGACUACUGCCGGGUUCAUUGACAGGGGAGUUAAUCCUUCUGAUAUACAUUUACAUUGUACACAGAAGGGUUUCCUGGCCAGUGUGAAAGAUGUAUAAGUAGAUAUAUAAACAGAGUUUGGAACCCCCUCCGCAAAAUUCGAUCACCUAUUGUAUAGGGCCCCAAAAAAGCUAUAAAUGGCCCUGCUACUUCUUCAAAAUCUUAUUUGUUCAUAUAAUGCAUUUCUUUUUUUCCUAUUUUCCAAUUUUUCUGAAGUCAUAGAGUACCUGUUCCCAUCUUGAUGAAGAUUGGUGCACUGUGAAAACACCAGCGGCAACAACAGAAAUGAUCGUUAUUAUUAAAGGAGCUCUGUGGAACUUCUGUGUUGUGCUGGAGGCUGGUCAUUAGUUUAUGUUAGCAGACUCAAUUUCUAUACUAACGUUAGCUACUGUUGCUCUCAGUUAGCGGAGGCACUCGGGGAAACAUCCAUAAAGUCACAUCCUUUAGACGAAAAAAUCUGACCUGAGUCCUUCACAAAGAAAUCCACAGUCCAGCAGCAUUAAACAGCUGAGACAAGCCAUCCACAGGCUUCUACAGGCAACAGAGAGAGACGGGGGAGGUCUCAUUUCUCACAUCACAUUAUAAUCUGCUCACACGUUGCCAAUAAAUAAGUGAUUAAUGCAUGUGCAUAAUUACUCAUUGUGACAUCGAUCCCCUUUAGUCUUUCUUUCUUAUCUUUCGCUUCAGGUAAGACAGCAAAAUGAAAUGAACUAUUGCAUAAAGUAAAAUAUAAUCAAAUAAAUGUGAUUCUUUGACAAAUUGCAUAAAACUAAUUCCAGUGAUGUCAGAUAAAAUGAAUAAAUAAGAGACAUGAUGUCCUAACCUGGUCAAACUAUGACAACAGAACAAAAAAAAAGUAAAAUAAAUUCUUCACUGUUAAAAAAAAAACCCCAAAAAACACCAUUUCUUUCUGUAACUCGUUGGACCAGGAUGUCACAUGUCAUCAGUUCUGUUUGAAGCUGUUCUGUUUAACUCGGCUGCUUUUCAUGGAUCUCACGCUUGUGCAGAAUGUGCUAAAAAUGGCAGUCAUCAAAAGGGAUGACAUCCACUGACAACUUUUCAUUAUGUAGGCCAUCCUCUCUGUAUUCAGCUUUUGUCUCGGAAACCAGCAAGACAAAAAGCCCCCCCCAAAAAAAAAAGAAUAUCUUUUUUCCGCCCUUUUGCUCAGAGGAGUGACUCCAUAAAACACUGCAGCUGCCGUCACUCAGGGCAGAUAUGAGAGGUGGUGCUCACAAAAAAAUGGCCCCCUCUCUCCCUCUCUCAAUGUCACAUAAACUGUGUGAUGGCCUUGGUGUUAAAUGGAGUGGAAUUGAUUUUACGCAGCGAGCAGCAAGCCGACGAGCAUCCAGAGACAUCUGAAGGGCUUGCCCCCACCACUCACUCUCCCCCCCCCCCCCCCCAAAAAAAAAAGAUUAUAGUUAUAUAAGUUUCCCUCCCACUCUCUCCAUCCUCUCAGCCACCAGCAGGGGGGUUGUCAUAGCAACCCCCACCCCUCCUUUCCAACGUCAGCACCAGGAGCCGGAGGAUGAAGCCGCAUGCAGCUUCUGUCUCUUGUGCCUCUCAGAGAGCACCUGUGAUUCUGUCCGCCUCGCAUGCAACAGUCAGAGCUGCGGCGCCGGAGAUCAUCUCAUGGUCGGUCUGACUCUUUGACAUCCAACGCCAUCAAACCCACGGGAGAGCGACUGAUUCAGCAGCGCCUGCAGCAGUGAUGUCGUGGCUGUUCUUGGACUGGUUCGUCCCUCUCUACCUGCUGGUGUCGGUUCUGGUUCUGGCAGGCUUCGGAGCGUGCCUGUACUUCCUCGAGCCCGGGCUGCAGGAUGCCCACAAGUGGAGCAACAAAACAGUCCGGCAUCACCCACUGGUGGCCAGCGUGAACUGCAGAGAUGACGAUAGCAAUGCCCUGAUAUGAUCGAGAGGACGAGGGGGAGCAGGGCGGGGAGGCAGGCCAUCUGGACAGGGGUGCCGCCAGGACAGAGGUGGGAUGGGAGCCAACACCUUUUAAGAUGGAGAGGACGAGAAAGAUGGAGGAGCUAUCAUUCCAACUAUUCCCUGUUUCUCUAACACACUUAAAGCGUUUUUUCCCCUGUUAGAGAUCAGGGAAAAGUUCAGCAGAGUUAAAAAACAAAAAAAAAAGAAGCCAAAUGCACAAAAAGGAGGUGGAUUGGAGGACAUGUUGCCCUUUAGAAAUGAUGUAAAUUUCACGCCAUCUUAUACUUGUGCCAACUUUUACAUACGUUUUGUAACCCGACAAUCACUUUACAUAUCUCAUGAAGUUUACCUACAUUGUGCAUUUAAUUAAGGGUGAAGGGAAUGACAUAAGUGCAAUGAAUUUGUCGCCAGCAGGGAGGGAUUGGUUUUUUUUUGUUUUUUUGGAUCCUCUCUCUGGUGAUGUCGGCAUGGCAGCUGCUGAGAAGCAUGAGGAUUGUUAGUGCCGCUGUGCCAAAAUGGUGUAGUACUGACGUUGUUAGAAUACUAUGUGCUGAAUAAACGCAACCGAUUUGUUAGCGGUGCCAAAAUUCUCCUGGAUGGACCAAGAUUGUAGAAAAAUAGUAUUUGGUAACGCUCAAAGUGGUUUUGUUUUUUGUUGUUUUCAUUGUUUUUACCUGACAGCAUGGUGAGGAAACAGAGUGCGGCUCUCUUUUGAUGAUCAUAUGCUUCCUUUUGUUCAUACAAAAUAAAACUGUUAAUCCUC
Acanthopagrus latus (yellowfin seabream) is the source of this 6896-nucleotide messenger RNA. Its product is annotated as serine hydrolase-like protein. The coding region runs from base 1313 to 1987 and encodes 224 amino acids. The record is from RefSeq and is a predicted model, not a curated record. The transcript has 11 exons. NCBI's taxonomy places the organism in Eukaryota, Metazoa, Chordata, Actinopteri, Spariformes, Sparidae.